AUGCUUCCGACAAGUCAACAUCAACAGCAGCAGCAGCAGCAGCAGCAUCAAUCCGCUCAGCAACAACAGCAGCAGCAGCAAGAUGCACAAACGCAACAUCUCCUGAAUGUGGCCGCCUCGUCCUACACGACGGCCGUGUCGUCCAGCGGUGGCUACAGCAUGAGCUACCCGCUCGUCUCGGGGCACCAUCUGACGGAGAACAACAACCUGAUAAUGCACCCGUCGUACGGCAAACCGGCGGCCCACGUUGCCCACCAGCUGCCGCCGGCCUCCCUCAUCACGCUGCAACCGGUGCCGAUCGAUGCGCACCACCACUCGGCGUUACAUCACGUCUCGAACCUAGGGCCACCGCCGCCUGGCACUCCUGGAUCUUUACAGCAGCAACAGCAGCAGGGGCCACCGCCGCCGACUCAGCAAUCUUCCCACGCGACGACACUCGUCAGCUCGCUGGCUCCACCGCCCGGUUCCGGAGGUCUCGGCGGGUUGGUCUUGGAUGGCGCCGGACACCAGCAUCUGCACCACGCUGCAAUGCAGCAACAACAGCAGCAGCAACAGCAGCAGCAGCAGCAACAGCAACAACACCACCAACAGCAGCAACAGCAGCAACUCGACAUGCAGCAACCACCGUCGUCGAUGUCAUCCAUGAACGAUCCCAAUGGGAACGGUACGUAG
This is a messenger RNA of Anopheles cruzii, 672 nucleotides long. RefSeq lists its product as uncharacterized. Bases 1 to 672 code for a protein of 223 amino acids. The transcript has a single exon. NCBI's taxonomy places the organism in Eukaryota, Metazoa, Arthropoda, Insecta, Diptera, Culicidae. The record is from RefSeq and is a predicted model, not a curated record.